CCGACGGGAGCGGACGUCGCGUCACUUAUCCUGUGCCGGCUACAAAUAAACGCUAAUGUUUGCGCGUCCAGUGGUGCCGUCCCGACGACUUUUUCUAUUUUAAACUGUGUGUCCUUUAUGUGCUAGGAUAUUUUAUCUUGGAUACUUAUACGUGUUAUUGAAGACUGUGUUUAUAUUACAGUAUUAUAAGAAUUUGUGAUCUUCGUAUGUAUUAUUUGAUAUAGUGAUUAAAGACAUUUGUUUAAUUGUGCUAUUUAGUGAAAUGGAUUGUAGCUUCUAGUUGAAGCUUAUUAUAAUGUCGAAGACUUUGAACGCAUACAGAAUAAAGAAGAUCGAAUCCCUGGGCAGGAUGACGGCGAUGACGCAGGAGGAGAUGGUGGCCGGCGCGCGUACGGUUGCCGCGGGCCUGGAGGCGCUGCGGGCUGAGCACGCGCAACUGCUUGCCGGUCUCGCCGCUAACACUCAACAUGAACACGAGAAAGCAGCCCUAGUGAGGAAGAGCAUUGAUGCCAUCGAGCUGGGCCUGGGAGAGGCACAGGUGAUGAUGGCUCUGGCGUCACACCUGCAGUCAGUGGAAGCGGAGAAGCAGAAGCUGCGGACGCAGGUGCGGCGGCUGUGCCAGGAGAACGCCUGGCUGCGGGACGAGCUGGCGGCCGCACAGCAGCGCCUGCAGGCCUCCGAGCAGCGAGUCGCGCAGCUCGAGGAGGAGAACAAACAUCUCGACUUUAUGGCCUCUAUACGUAAAUACGACAGCGACGUGACAGAGGAGUCUGAGGGCAGCCGCAGCGGACCCGCGGACGGCAAACGCGACGACCCAAUGGUCGACCUCUUCCCCGAUGACGACCAUGAUGAUAACAGGAACAACAAAUCGAUGUCCCCUACCCCGCCGUCUCAGUUCGCGCAGCAGGUGAACGCAGGGUACGAGAUCCCGGCGCGGCUGCGCACGCUGCACAACCUGGUGAUCCAGUACGCGUCUCAGGGCCGCUACGAGGUGGCCGUGCCGCUCUGCAAGCAGGCCCUCGAGGAUCUGGAGAAGACCUCGGGACAUGAUCAUCCUGAUGUCGCCACCAUGCUCAAUAUACUUGCCCUCGUAUACAGAGACCAGAACAAAUACAAGGAGGCGGCCAAUCUGCUGAACGACGCGCUCUCCAUCCGCGAGAAGACGCUGGGGGAGAACCACCCCGCCGUCGCCGCCACACUCAACAACCUCGCCGUGCUCUAUGGCAAGAGGGGCAAGUACCGCGAGGCGGAGCCGCUGUGCAAGCGCGCGCUGUGCAUCAGAGAGGCGGUGCUGGGCAGAGACCAUCCUGACGUCGCCAAGCAGCUCAACAACCUCGCGCUGCUCUGCCAGAACCAGAACAAGUACGAGGAGGUGGAGCAGUACUACCAGCGCGCGCUGGAGAUCUACGAGAGCAAGCUCGGCCCCGACGACCCCAACGUCGCCAAGACCAAGAACAACCUCGCCUCCUGCUACCUCAAGCAGGGUAAAUACAAGGAAGCAGAGACUUUGUACAAGCAGGUGCUGACGCGCGCACACGAGAGAGAAUUCGGCACUAUUGAUGGUGACAACAAGCCGAUCUGGCAGGUGGCGGAGGAGAGGGAGGAGAACAAGCACUUACAGAAGGAGAAUGCUCCGUACGGAGAGUACGGCGGCUGGCACAAGGCGGCUAAGGUGGACUCGCCGACAGUGACGACUACGCUGAAGAACCUGGGCGCGCUGUACCGCCGCCAGGGCAAGUACGAGGCCGCUGAGACCCUGGAGGACUGCGCACUGCGCAGCAGGAAAGAGGCAUUGGAAGGUGUGAAACAGAGUCGCGCGCGUCGCACCGCAGGCCGCGACUUAGCCGAGCCCCCGACAGAACACGACGAGGGCACGAAUCAAGCGAGCGAGCCGCGUAUGAACCUUAAAUCGAAACUGUUCAAUGCGCUAGGUAUCAACACGGGCAGUAACGCACCGCACCAGUAGUACACUAAGACCACCUAACCUAGGAUUUAUCUUUUAAGUAAUCACCCGCUUUAAAUGAUGUCUCUCAGAGGCUUUGGAACAUUUCUUACGUUCUAAAGCAUCUCUCAAUAUAGAGAACAAUCAUUUUCACAAUUACUGUCCGCUCUGUUGUGUUUUGUAGCGCGUUUUAUAAUCUAUGAUGCGUAACUCAAAAUACAUUUUUUAAUCUAUGGCACAUUUCUAUGAAACGCAAAAUGGCGGACUUUGUAGCUUAGUAUUUAUUAGCAUGCUAUAAGUUUAAUUAUAAAAUAUCGAAAAAAAAAAUAUUAUGUUACAAAAUUAUGAUGCGUUAUAGAGAAUUGUGUAUGAAAACCGUCCUCACAGAAUUUGACGUAUCUUCAUUUACGAUCAUGACAUAAUAAUAGAUGGGAAAUAAUUAAUUUUAUAUCGAUUCUAUUUUCCAGUGCAAUUUUAUUCCAUAUAGUACUGAUAGGUGAAAUAGAGCAUUUAAAAUUAAAAAAUAAACAGUUUUUUUUUAAUAUUUAUUUAUUAAAA
Molecule: messenger RNA, 2500 nt
Organism: Papilio xuthus (Asian swallowtail)
Lineage: Eukaryota; Metazoa; Arthropoda; Insecta; Lepidoptera; Papilionidae
Gene: Klc
Product: kinesin light chain
Exons: 14
Coding region: 296-1966 (556 amino acids)
Biological process (GO): microtubule-based movement
Cellular component (GO): kinesin complex; cytoplasm
Molecular function (GO): kinesin binding
Source: RefSeq, a predicted model, not a curated record